AUAAGACAGCCGUGACUACUCCAAGAACAAUCACAAUCGUCCACCGCACGAUAGAUCAUACCAUAAUUCAUCAUGUCUCAUUCUCUCUAUACCGACGAGACCCCAGCGGACGUCAAGAACGCCAAAGGCCUCCAUCUCAUCACACAAAACACGCCCAAUGGUCAAGCGGUCCAGAUCUUUCUCGAGGAGUUGAAAGAUGCGUAUGGCACCGAGUGGACCACAUCCGUCAUUGAUAUCUCUACCAAUGAGCAAAAGAAAGAUUGGUUCUUGCGUCUAGAUCCGAAUGGUCGAAUUCCAGUCUUGGUAGACAACUCCCAGUCCCCACCCUUCACCGUCCACGAGACAUCGGCCGAACUCUUUUACCUCCUCAAGUUCGCCGACAAACAAGACAAGUUUGGCUUUGCCGACGAUCUUGAGCGCAAUCAAGCUUUGCAGUGGACUUUCUUCUGGCAUGGCUCUGGCGCUCCAUACCAAGGCCAAGUCAACCACUUCACUCGUGCGGCGCCAGAAAAGAUCCCCUACGCAAUUACGCGUUUCCGCAACGAGACUCUGCGCGUCUUUGGCGUGCUGGAGAUCCACCUGAGUGGCAAAUACACCGGAGAGCCACGGGAGUAUCUGGCAGGUAAUGGAAAGGGGAAAUAUAGUAUCGCUGAUGUGAAGACUUGGCCAUGGGUCAAGAACUGGGAGAAAAGUGGCUUUACCAAGGAGGAAGUGCAAGGUUUCCCACAUCUUCUGAAGUGGAUUGAUCGUAUUGCGGCGAGGCCUGCUGUGCAGAGGGGUAUUGGAGGGGCGUAUAAUAAGAAGUAAGACUCCUUUCGUUGCGUGAGUUUGCCAACGGAAUCCAGGCACAGACGAACCAAUGCGAUGUGUAGGGCGAAGCUAUAGAUUAAGUCGGCGACGACCUUACCUACAUAGCUCUAGUCCCAGAAUUCCGCAUAGGGCAACACAGUCCCAAGCGUGAAGCUGGAAAUGACACCUGCCAUUGAGUGGAACGCAGUCAUAUACAUGUGUGAUCCUCUUCUUGGUGGAUGUAUACCUGUAUUCCAAUCCCGGCGUCCUUCAGUGACAUGACAUAGGCUGCUUUGCGCUGUUGUAGUUACGAAUGUCAGGAGCCUUUUGAUGGUGACAAGUAUGGCGGACCUGCCACUGAGCCGGGACGUGCUUGGGAAGUCGGUGAUUGAACAGUGUGCGAAGAUUUGCUUCGGAUCAGAGGUGUAGCGCGGCUCCGCGACAUGAAUGACCCUACCUCGCUACGUGGUUCACACUUACAGCCAACAAGCACGCUCGUGAAUGAAUUCUGGGGCAAAGUCUCCAGGCUGCAUCAUAAAUCCGGAUCGAUAUGCAUUUUGAACUUCUUAUUCGCCCUAUCAGGUGCCCGGUACUCGAAUUGAUGUCCAUGGAGCUCGAAGACGAGUGGCUUCCUCUUCUCUUCUCCACCUUCUUCCUCCUCCUCCUUCUCCUCCAACGGCACUUCAAACCUGAAGAUAGUCUGCUCCUUGGGCACAAUCUUCAACUCAUUCCCUUUCGUGAUAAUUUCCAGUGUAUGUUUCGUGUCCUUGACCACAAUCCCGCGCAGGCUUACUCUGCUUGGACAUCUGCUCCUUACAACCUCCACGAGAGCACCAUGGUAGUCGGCGGUCACCAGCAUGGGACCCGCGCCACUCGCAUCGACGUAUGUUUUGCCUGCUUUCAAGCCAAGGAUCUCUCGCAUGUAGUCGCACCACAUACGAUGCAGCGGCUCAUAGAUGGCGUACUUGCGCUGGUCCUUGGGGAUCUCGUAGACGCAUAAUGCGCGUUUUUGCUUUGCGGAGAGAGGCUUUGGCUUCUUCGACUUUCGUUGUAAUUUCUCUUUCUGGCGACGAUCGUAUUGACGCUUCGCGCGCGCGUUGAUGCUCGGAUCUGGUGAAGUGGGCCGCAGUAAAAGUGGAAUCUUUUUGACCUUUUCGUUGAAGAUUCUGCUGGCGGUUUCAGGCUCGUAUGCGCGCUGGAGCAGCUCUUCGGCGAUGUGUUCUGGGGGCUGUGCAGCCAUGGUCGGGAUAGAUAUGUG
Messenger RNA from Sphaerulina musiva SO2202, 2047 nucleotides. RefSeq names its product glutathione S-transferase. The coding region runs from base 73 to 807 and encodes 244 amino acids. The record is from RefSeq and is a predicted model, not a curated record. The transcript is spliced from 5 exons. Lineage: Eukaryota; Fungi; Ascomycota; Dothideomycetes; Mycosphaerellales; Mycosphaerellaceae.